Messenger RNA from Ailuropoda melanoleuca (giant panda), 1198 nucleotides. RefSeq names its product immunoglobulin lambda-like polypeptide 5. The transcript is spliced from 3 exons. The coding region runs from base 428 to 1066 and encodes 212 amino acids. The record is from RefSeq and is a predicted model, not a curated record. Lineage: Eukaryota; Metazoa; Chordata; Mammalia; Carnivora; Ursidae.
CCCCUGCCCCCAGGCCGGUCAGAACAGCAGCCGCAGCCCCAGCCCACUGAACGCAGGCGACCCCUGCUCCGCUACCGUUUCGCUGCCCUCCGUGGCCUCUCCAGUCCCAGGAGAGAGGCUCCACGGAGCCAGGCGCCCUCUGGGAAGGAAGGCAGGGCCCCAGGGGCAAGGCCAGGCGCGCAGCUGUGGCGGGAGACGGUUGAGCUCUGGAUGCGACCGCAGCAGGGCAGUUGGCCAAUGGCCCACUGGGAGAGAACCCCCCUCCCAGAGUAACAGCCAUGGGCCUUGGAGAGAAGGUUCAGGCAGAGGACCGGGCCACCUGGGCCAGGGAACACUGGGAUAGCCACCGUCAGCAAGGAGGACCGGGCUACCUACUGACACUCCUCCAGGGAGCUCAAGCCUGCAGGUCCUUUGACCCUGAGGGCAAAUGAGGCCAGGGACAGGUCAGGUGGGCUCUGAGGCCCCCUGGGGACAGAGCCCUGGCCCCAAGCCGUGCUGGCCCCUGCUGCUGCUGGGCUUGGCCGUGGGCGCCCAGGGCCGGCUGCCCCCAACGACAGUAGGCCCACCGAACAGCACCCCCGGCCCUGGAGCCCCAGCAGGAAGCAGUUCUCGGAGCCUGUGGGACAGGUUCCUGUUCUGGCCUGGCCCCCAGGGGGCAGGCCCCAGGUGUUGGCCCGGUGGGUUUUGGUCCGAAUCUCAGUCACCCUGGUUUGUUUUCAGUGAAGGAACCCAGCUCACCGUCCUAGGUCAGCCCAAGUCUGCGCCCUCGGUCACGCUCUUCUUGCCAUUCUCUGAGGAGCUGGGCGCCAACAAGGCCACCCUGGUGUGUCUCAUCAGUGACUUCUACCCUGGCAGCUUGAAGGUGGCCUGGAAGGCAGACGGCAGCCCCAUCACCCAGGGCGUGGAGACCACCAAGCCCUCCAAACAGAUCAACAACAAGUACGUGGCCAGCAGCUACCUGAACCUGUCGCCGGAGAAGUGGAAAUCUCACAGCAGCUUCAGCUGCCUGGUCACGCACGAGGGGAGCACCGUGGAGAAGAAGGUGGUCCCCGCAGAGUGCCCCUAGGUCCCUGAGACCCUCCCCCACCCAUGGGGGCCUGGAGCCACAGGACCUCCAGGAGGGUUUGCCCUCCCACCUGGGUCAUCCCAGGCCUUCUCCCUGCACCCAGUCAACACUCAAUAAAAUGUUCUUUAUUCA